AGAGGGAGAGAGAGACACACACAAGUCAAUGGGGUUGUUUUCUGCCUUGGGACUGCUACUCUGCCUCUGCAUGGGGCUCUCGGAGGGGGGCAAAAUCCUGGUCGCCCCCGUGGAUGGGAGCCACUGGUUGAGCAUGAAGAUUUUGGUAAAAGAACUGGUCGCUAGAGGACACGAAGUAAUAGUUCUAGUCCCAGAAACCAGUUUAUUGAUCAAGGGCUCACAGAGUUUCAGCACUGUCAUGUACAAAGUGCCUUACACCAAAGAAGAACUGGAUGCCAAAAUGAACGAACUGAGGAAAGGGCUCUUUAAGCCUCCACAGUUAUUGGAUUUGAUGGAAAACGUAAAUCGCUUGGUGAAUUUUACAACGCUACAAGCCAAAGGAUGUGAGAGUUUAUUACAAAACCGAGAACUCAUGAAUCAGCUAAGAGAGGAACGAUUUGAAGUGCUACUGACUGACCCUUUCUUGCCUUGCGGAUCAUUGCUUUCACAUUUGUUUUCUAUCCCAGCUGUGUACUUUUUGCGUGGACUCCCCUGUCAGUUGGACACUAGGGCUAACCAAUGCCCCUCCCCUCCAUCCUUUAUCCCAAUUUACUACUCAGACAACACAGAUAGAAUGAAUUUCCCCCAAAGAGUGAAAAAUACGCUGCUUUACGCCUUGGAGACAUACUUAUGCACUGUUAUGUAUGCUAGUUUUGAUGAUCUGGUCAGUAGAUAUAUUGACAAGGACAUGACUUAUGAAAGACUACUAGGUGAAGGGGCAAUAUGGCUGCUCAGAUAUGACUUCACCUUUGAAUGGCCAAGGCCUAUCAUGCCCAAUAUGGUGUUUAUUGGAGGGAUCAACUGUGCAAAGAAAGCUCCCCUGCCUGCGGAUUUGGAGGAGUUUGUAGAGGGAUCUGGAGAGGAUGGCUUCAUUGUGUUUACUUUGGGAUCAAUGGUGUCCAACAUGCCCAAGGAAAUUGCAAAACUUUUCUUUGAUGCCUUCAGACAAAUACCUCAGAGGGUUUUAUGGAGAUAUGAAGGGGAAAUACCUGCAGAUGCCCCGAAGAAUGUAAAGGUUUUGAAAUGGUUGCCGCAAAAUGACUUGUUGGCUCACCCCAAAGCCCGAGUGUUCAUGACCCACGGUGGCACGCACGGCAUGUACGAGGGUAUCUGUAACGGAGUGCCUAUGCUCAUGUUCCCCCUGUUCGGAGACCAGCGAGACAACGUGCAUCGCAUGGUGUCCAAAGGGGUGGCAGAACAACUCCUCAUAUAUGACCUGACCACUGACGCCAUAGUCACUGGACUGACAAAACUGAUCCAUGAUAAGAGUUACCAUGACAACAUAAAAAGGUUAUCAGACCUGCAUAACGACCGCCCUGUUUCGCCGUUGGACCUGGCCGUGUUUUGGACUGAGUUUGUGAUGAGGCAUAAUGGAGCCGAUCACCUCCGGGUGGCAGCACAUGACCUCAACUGGAUCCAGUACUUCUGCCUGGACGUCCUAGCCUUUUUAGCCCUCAUUGUAAUUACUGUUGUGUGGCUGACAGUUAAAUGCUGCUUAUUCUGCACCAGGAAAUGUUGCAGAAGGACAGCAAAAAAGAAGCAAGCCUAGUCUUUUAAAGUUUUAUUAAUUUUGUGCAAAUAUGAUUGUAUUUUCUAAGUGUUUCUCAAUCUCAAAAGCACUGGGGAUUUUAUUUUAUUUUUUUAAAAUGUUGGUUUAUAUUGAUCAAUAAAACGAACAUUUUGUAAUUUU
Molecule: messenger RNA, 1729 nt
Organism: Periophthalmus magnuspinnatus
Lineage: Eukaryota; Metazoa; Chordata; Actinopteri; Gobiiformes; Gobiidae
Product: UDP-glucuronosyltransferase-like
Exons: 5
Coding region: 29-1588 (519 amino acids)
Molecular function (GO): UDP-glycosyltransferase activity
Source: RefSeq, a predicted model, not a curated record